Molecule: messenger RNA, 1277 nt
Organism: Aethalodelphis obliquidens (Pacific white-sided dolphin)
Lineage: Eukaryota; Metazoa; Chordata; Mammalia; Artiodactyla; Delphinidae
Product: pre-B-cell leukemia transcription factor 1-like
Biological process (GO): regulation of DNA-templated transcription
Cellular component (GO): nucleus
Molecular function (GO): DNA binding; DNA-binding transcription factor activity
Source: RefSeq, a predicted model, not a curated record
GAGCCUGGACGAGCGAGGCCCAGGCCAAGAAACACGUCCUAAACUGCCACCAAAUGAAGCCUGCUCUCAUUAACGUCCUUCGUGAAAUAGAGGAGAAAACCGCCCUCAGCAUUCGAAACUCCCAAGAGGAAGAGCCUGUGGACCUACAGCUGAUGCACUUGGACACCAUGCUUCUGGCAGAGGGUGUGGCUGACCCCGAGAAAGGGGAUGGCUCAGGGUCAGCAGCUGCCACCACUGCAGCCUCCUGGGGAGGUGUGUCCCCUAACAACCCCAUCGAACACUUGGAAUAUCACAGCAAACUUGCCCAGGUCCGCCACAUGUACCACUCGGAGCUGGAGAAGUAUGAGAAGGCACGAAGCAAGUUCACAGCCCACGUCGUGAAACUGCUGAGGGAGCAAAGCCACACGCAGUUCGUAGCACCCAAGGAGACGGAGCACAUGGUGAGCGUCAUCCGCCGGAAGUUCAGCGCCAUCCAGAGGCAACUCAAGCAGAGCCCCUGCAAGGCGGCCAUGAUCCUGCUCCGGUUCCUGGAUACCAGACGAAAAAACCGUAACUUCAGCAAACAGGCCACUGAGGUCCCGAAUGAGUAUUUCUACUCCCACCUGAGUAACUCAUAUCCUAGUGACGAGGCUAAGGAGGAGCUUGCCAAGAAGUGCGGAAUCACUGCCUCUCAGGUCCCCAACUGGUUUGGCAACAAGCAGAUGCGCUAUAAGAAAAAUACUGGAAAGUUCCAAGAGGAGGCAAACAUCUAGGCCAUCAAGACCGCUGUUGCGGCGAGCGGGGGCCACUCUUUCUGGAAGCUGGGAAGUCCAAGAUCGAGGCACCAGCAUGGUCACACUCUGGUGAAGGCCCCCUUCCUUGUCCUUCGUCAGCACCGUUAUGCAGUGUCUUUACAUGGUGGAAGCACGUCCAGCAUCAUUACCGGAACUCUGUAUGGGUCCUAUGGUGUUAUUCAAGGUUUAAGGUAUUUCGCUGAACACGAUGGAAAUUACGCGAGAACCGCGAGCGAUCACAUUCCCGCGAUACGAGAUUUACCGGAGAGACGCACUUGCUCAGGUGGGGAUGAUUGGCGUCUCUGGCGUUUGAAGCCGAGGCUUACAGCAGUCGAGCUCCACACCGUAGCGACAGGAGGUGGCUAUGAAAUUAUCACAGGACUACGCACAGUCAGCCCUCAGGAUCCGUGGUUUUGCAUCCAUGGAUUCAAACAAGCAGGAAUCCUGUAUGAUGUUUAUGAUCCUCGGUUGGUUGAAUCUGCAGAAUGCAGAGCCCUCAGCUGA